GGACGAUAAGGAACUGCAUACGCGAUGCGGAACCUACGGGCAUGCUGGCUGUUUUGGGUGGGUCUACCGAUGAUCGCAGCCUACCCUGUACCUUCGUCGCUUCUCACAGAUUCACCACAUACUCGGUCUUCCUCACAAUGGGAACACUACUGGUUACGUUACGCGAUUGCUCUGUCAAGUGUUACCGCCACAGCGCUGACUUUGGCCGGAUGCCUUUGUUGCCAGAGGCACAGAAGACCUAAGGGAUUUCAGGACAAAGCAGAAAAAUGCAAUCAGGAAUUCAAGGACGGAAGUAUAGGACAAGAGAGUACGCUUGAUCGAUCCGUCGAAGGAUUGGAAUUGGAUGCCUCUAGGACGUUAGCUAUUUCCGAGAGGGUCCAAUUUGAACCUUUACCUGUGGACAGUAUUGUGGCUGGCGCUAGAACCACUCCAACGCACAAAGCGGUACCAUUGUCAGCGCCGCGCAACGAAGAUCAGGAUGCAGAACACGUCAUUCUGCAGGAACCAUGCAGCGAAUGGUUCAACUCCAAUGAACUUUACGUCCCAAGGGAAAAACUCAAGUACCUCAGAGAAAUAGGUCACGGAUGGUUCGGAAAGGUUGUCGAGGGUCGGGCGGAUCUGGAACGAUCGAAGGGUGUAUCGAAAUCGGGCGGUGUAGUCGUGAGAAUUCUCACCGAAGAAGCUACUACCAGAGAAAAGGCCUGGUUUCUUGGCGAGGCCACGCCGUACUUGAAGCUGCGCCAUCAGAAUGUUUUAGCCUUGCUCGGCUUCUGCUUGGAAACUGAUCCGUACCUCUUGCUCUUCGAGUCGUGUCCGGCUGGUGAUCUAAAAGGUUUCUUGCUAUCUAACCGCGAUGUGAAAUCGAGGGAAGCGCUCGCGAGGGAGAACGUUCCCAUAAGAAUCGCAAUGGAGAUCGCGUCCGGCUUGAAGCACAUGCACAGCCACGGUUUCGCGCAUACGGAUCUUUCCGCGAGAAACUGCCUGGUCGCGCCCGACCUGUCGGCUAAGCUGGGCGAUUACGGUACCGGUGUCGAGAAAUAUCCCGAGGACUAUUACAUCAUAGCAGACCGAGCCUUGCCCAUUAGAUGGUCCGCGCCGGAAAGUUUGAACUGCACCGACACGACGAUCGAAACACAGGAGAUCACGCCGCAGGCAAAUAUGUGGAGUUACGCGGUUCUUCUUUGGGAGAUUGCCAGCUGGGGUGAGAGACCUUACAACGAUAUGAACGACGAGCAAGUCAUUCAGAUGAUUCUAUCGUUGAAGAAUCAGUUUCUGCCAAAUGGCACGCGGCUCCUGCAAAGUUAUCUCACCAACUGUCCUCUGAAUAUAUGUCAAGUAACUCGCCUGUGUUUGAACGUGAGCGCGAAGGACAGGCCCUCCCUGGACGACGUGAGGCAGAUGUUCUCGCACGAGCACUCGGCACACGCGGAUUUCGAGCAACGGUGGGAGAGUUUACGCGCGAACGCCGGCAAGCGAAGCGCCAGCUUGCAGGAUCUGCGCGGUAGCAUCGAUUCCGACUACUGGACUCACAUCGUGGACGACGCGCAGACGACGGACACAUUGCGGUCCUCGUUUCGCCUCGGACCCGGGGAGCAGGUGAAAAAUAUUCCCGGAAUGAAGACUGCUGCUACGGUGUUUGCGGAGUCCGGCUCGGAAACCGAGGAGGAGAGCUGGAAGGGCCGGAUCGAGCAGGGUGUAUAUACAGAGAAAGUGAAGCAGAAGUCCAAGUCCGUGACAGAUCUGAUGGUGCUUGUACAUAUCGAUCCGGAUUCCGACGCGGAGUGGUCGAUGGGGGCCCAAACGACGGAGAAGAGCGUGAAGAAGACCGGUAGCGACAGCGACCUCAGGCACACCGUGCCCGCGGAUGAGUUCGACGAGGCAUUGAAGAAGCUGCGCGACCCCUUGCCGAGCAACGCCGCCGGUAAAGUCAGGUCGCUGGAGAAUCUAGAACGGCCGAAACUCUUAACGCUGACCAUGGAUCAGUGUCAGAUGCCGAUUUUGCGGCUGUCUCUGGACAGCGCGGGAAAAGCAGCCGUCGAGAACGACAACAGUGCGUCGUCGAGUGCGAGCGCGGAUAGCACGCAGCGCGGCGGCGAGAGGCACGUACUAAGACUGUCGAAGGGUGACCCGGACCUUCCUCUUCUCCGCUAUGUACCUGACCAAACGUCCUCUGUUGAAGAAGUGGAGAAGAGGGAGGAUCGCGAGGCGCGCGAUGCGCCCUUCGUUAACAAGGAGGACAAUGAUGCUCCUAAUCGUUUAGUUUCAAACGAUAUCGAAGCCGACCAACAGAACACGGUAGACGUUUUACUCUGGAAUCACGCAUUAGACUCCGCUUUAGAGCAUAAAGUACCCGGCUUCACGGACGAGGCGGAAUUCAACGAAUACACAGACGCAUCGAUGAAAGAGAGCAACGCCGGCGCGCCGGAAGUCACUGUGACUGCCGUAUCUACACCGGACGCGAACUUUUGUAACGCCUAUUCGAUUUAUACCGCCGACGACGAAAACUUUUCUACAAUAGAGAACGCGGAGUUGGAGCAAAAAUCGUUGCCAAAUGACGACGAGGAGGAGAGAAAACAAUUGUCCACGCCGGACGACGAGCAGAGUUCCGAUUCUGGUUUUCGAGAUAAAGAGUCCUGCGAGGAAGAGGAAGCGAUCUGUCCGACGUCUGGCAAUCUCUUACCCGCGGCUCCAAUUUCAGAAUCAUCGUAUCCCGAGGAGGAGCCGUUCCAAAUUCUUUUCGAGCUGGAUAAUAUUCUCGAUGCAGAAUACUACGCUACCCCAGCUGGUCCUGAAAGUAUAACGGAAAGUAUAACUUCCGCAUCAAACAUAGAAAGAAACCUUUCGCCCUUGAAACAGAAUGUUUCCGAUUCAAAUCUUGUUUCUGCGAAGGUAAAUGAUUUAGAAAGUAAACAAAUUGAUAUUAUCAGUUCUGAUUCGACAGAAAUAACCGAUGCGGAGACAAGUCCGUGUCGAUAUGAAGAGAGACGUGAAAAUAUAACGGAAACAAUCAUCGAGAUGGAAGCAAAGAGUUUGACUCCUGAGAAAGUGCAAGAGUUUAAGGCCGAAGAUAAUAUUCAUCCAUCGUACGACUCGGAAGCGGAAACCAUCUCGAGAUCCGACAGGAGUACUUAUAAUAUAUACCGAGAUUCGGAACAGUACUCGCAGGGAGAUUACGAAAAUGAGGACGAGGACAGUUCGACGGUGAGCCUGCGUAGCGACAAUUCCUACGUGUCGUUCGGCAUGGAGGAAGAAUUCGUGACGGCGAUUCGUAACGAGCUCAGGGAAAAGUUGCCUCAAGCGCAGAUGCAUAUUGUGGAAUCUCUGGAACGACACGACGACGAUGACGACGACGACGACGAUGAUGAUGAGAACCUUCCUAUCCCCUGCGAUGUGUAUGGCAAACGUUGGGACGACGAUGACAGCGACGAUCCAUCCAAUCAAAUGAGCGGAGGCGUAGAUAUUUCGAUCAGAUACAAUGUGUAUGGAACACCGCUUAGUCCCAUCUUAGAAGAGCGAGAAAGCACCGUCACUUCCGAGUCUUUGAUGUCAAACUCCAGAGAGGCAUCCGUUGCUUCGAGGGAAUCUGUGCCGUCGGAAGAUGUACUGUUAGUCGACACUCGUACGAAUGAAAUGAUAUUACUGGAAGGAUUGGGAGAACGAUUACAGGACGAUGAUCGGGACACGACAAACGGCGAUUUAUCCGAAGAAGAAAAUUUAGAUUUCACUUGUUCAGCCACACGUCCAUUAGAGGAUAAAUCGCGCAUCGUCAAGAUGAGCGGAGGCGCGCCGUUACCGAGCCCUGAGGAAGAAUCCAAAUGGCAGCAGUUGCCCUCGUCCUUCCCGUUGCCUUUACCGUUGCCCUCGCCGUUGCAAGAUGACUUAAUGUCGACGAGUUUUGCCAGUGAACGCGAAUGUUGCAGCCAGGAUGAAGACGAAGAGGAGGACGAAGAGGAGGAGGAGAACGAAGAGGGAGAGGAAGAAGACGAGGAUAACAGUUCUAGUUCCGGUGAAUUUGUUUGGAAGAGAUACAACGAGCCACAUAUCGAACAGAUACGAGUCAAAAGUACCGCAAACAACGACGAAGCGAGUAUGGCGACGAGUGUCGAGUUAGAGGAGGAACUGGGUGCCGAAGGCGAAGAUGAAGAAGAGGAGGAGGAGUUCACACCUUCGGCCUGGAAUGCCGCUUUAGCGCCUCACCGUUCGGCAUUGAGGUCUCCGGACAAAACGUUAAAAUCUGGGGAUCAAAAGAAGAGUGUAUGGUUCAAGAAGCAACGCUACCAUUGCGUGUACGAGUAUCCGAAGGAAACGCUGCCGGACAGUCAAGCGGAUAGUACCACCAACUCCGAACCAACGUCCUAUUCUGAUUGGGAAGAAAUGAUGGAUGAGCCACGAUUGGAUUUAUAUCCUUUGGAUUACGACGACGCCAAUCAUACUGGGAACGAAGAAUUCUUUGUGACCAGUUCGAACCGACCCUUCCAGUUUCAAACUGGCGAAAGUAAGUACGUGAGCCAGUUCUUCCCGGGUGCGAGCGCAAUUUCCUUGUCCGAUGACCGAGAUGAGGUAGACGGGCAGGAGCCGCAGCAAAAUAAUGUGGACUUCACGAACGAAUAUGAACAAUGUCAGCAGCAUCAAUUAGGAGAAUUAAGACACACUAGAGAUCGUUUGAAAUUAAAUCUAAUAUCGUCGAACGGUACGCCGUCCACUUCGUUCGUUCCUGUGAAACAAUCGCAUGCAGACGGUGAGCAACUAGACAUUAAAGAAAACCACGAGUCUCAACUUAUUGAGAACGUUGCCGCGCAAGACCAAUGUAUCCCAUCGAGUCCAAUGAAUGACGAUGCCACGUUGCCAAAGGUGCCUCACGAAGAUGCCCGAGACGGUCCAUCUUCUCAUAAAGUUUUUCAGUGUGAUAGUCAGGAGACGCCGGAGCCCACCGAGAAGUGUAGUGUUUUAGCUCGUGACUGAUACGAGACUAAAGUCUGUAACGGAGUUUUAUGGAAGACAGUGUAGCCCAAAUCCGUCCGAAACAAUCUCGUCGUGAGAGAAUGCGGUGAUUUUCCUCGUUAACGCGAUCCGAUGAUUGUCAUCGACGAGAUUAUUGUAACACGAAUCUCGAACAAAUGUACAUAACGAAAGAUGUAGCUAGGAUGCUAAGCUACAAGUCGAUCGGUUGUCUAAAUGAUCUUCGAAGAUGUUCUAUAAAUUGUUCUAUAGUAAGUACGAAAAUGUGUCAAUAUAUAUAUAGAUAGUGUCGGCUUUAUAUCAUCAAUAAAGCUGUUUCUCGCGUGACAAUUUAGUCACGAUAGAGAAGAAUGACAACUGAACGAGUGAAAGCUCGUAUUGUAAAAAAGCGGACACAGAAAUAUUAAUUCUAGACAAUCGAUUUGUAGAAAGCUACAUCGAAAUCACGAUGAACAAUUCGCAUCGCGCGUGUAAAUAGUUAUUGUUUGUAGCGUAAUCGUUAUAAAUGAGCAGUAGUGCCUAUGUAGAAUGACACGAUUAUUUUUAUGACUCCUCUACAAGGGACAUGUGAAUCGUUUUUGCACGUCCAUUCUUUCUUCUUUACUCAACACUUAUUAUCACGCGUUUCUCUCGAUAUUAAUUCAAUAUUAUUAACAAAUUUGCUCUCUAUUAUCAAAGUAUUGUACAGGAAAGUAUACGGGACGCACCGUUCCGCUUAUGAAGACUCUCGACGAUGAACAUGAAAAUAUUGUACUUGCACGACUAAUUUUCUACACGAUGUAUACACGAUAUCUCGAUAGACUUUUACUUUCAUUAGAUCU
Molecule: messenger RNA, 5780 nt
Organism: Linepithema humile (Argentine ant)
Lineage: Eukaryota; Metazoa; Arthropoda; Insecta; Hymenoptera; Formicidae
Biological process (GO): protein phosphorylation
Molecular function (GO): protein kinase activity; ATP binding
Source: RefSeq, a predicted model, not a curated record